AGGGAACGCCGAGAAACAGAAGAGCUGUCUCUUUCGGCACUGCGUCCCACCUCUUUUCUGCCCUCUCCACCGCUCGCCGUCAGGCAGAGCGUGAUUGACAGGAGGAAGAGCUUCUCACAAACGCACGAAAGGAAGUCGAGUUUCAAAGGAACGAGAACAAACAGGCAGUGGAGUAGUUAGCCCCCGUUGUUGAGGGCCCUGGAAAAGUAGCAGACCUGUCUUCCGGGGGCGGGAGUCGGUGCUGCUGUUCUCAUUCGGCUGAUGGCUUUGAGGGCGCUGGAGAGCCUUUGGGUGCUCAGAAUGGGGAACAGUGCAUCUACUGCUACAGCUAUAUCUAAUACUGCUACAGCUAACAAGAUAAAAGAUGCUAUAUCAGAUAAUUGUGUGGUGAUCUUCUCAAAAAGCACAUGUUCCUACUGCAAAAUGGCAAAGAAACUAUUUCAAGAAAUGAAUGUGAAUUAUAAAGCCAUAGAACUUGAUAGAUAUGAAAAUGGAAGUCAGUUUCAGGAUAUUCUUCAUCAAAUGACAGGCAGCAGGACAGUUCCUAGAAUAUUUAUCAAUGGAAACUUUGUGGGAGGCGCUGCAGAUACUCAGCGACUUCACAGAGAGGGUAAACUGCUUCCAUUAGUUCACCAAUGCCAGAUCCAAAGAGAAGGAAAUUCAGUACCCUCAUAUGGUUUUCCUUGACUUCUUAAUAAAACUUGACAAUCUUCAA
Messenger RNA from Candoia aspera, 715 nucleotides. RefSeq names its product glutaredoxin 2 (gene GLRX2). NCBI's taxonomy places the organism in Eukaryota, Metazoa, Chordata, Lepidosauria, Squamata, Candoiidae. The coding region runs from base 262 to 687 and encodes 141 amino acids. Gene Ontology annotation, molecular function: protein-disulfide reductase activity. The transcript has 4 exons. Gene Ontology annotation, cellular component: mitochondrion. The record is from RefSeq and is a predicted model, not a curated record.